Molecule: messenger RNA, 1374 nt
Organism: Peronospora farinosa
Lineage: Eukaryota; Oomycota; Peronosporomycetes; Peronosporales; Peronosporaceae
Source: the annotation of a GenBank genome assembly
AUGGUAUCAUCCCAAGGUUUCUCCAUUGACUCAAUGAGUUCCAAGUCCAAUACUUUGAAUGAAACUAAUGCGAUGGAUUCUCAAGAGCAAGAUACGAACAAAUUAAUGUCCAACUCGAGUGAAUUGCCGCUCGAUAAGAGCCACAUGGAAUUACAGACGAAAGAGACGACUAUCACUCGCACUAUGAGCCCCGAGAAGCGCUCGCUCAUCGAGGAAAUUGAGAGUGAGGAAGACGAUGCAGAAUUUGAUGAGAGAGCGCAUUGGUCUCGACGAAGUGUAAGCAAAAAGUCGAGAUCGUCACGAAAAUCGAUUGGAAUACAAGACAAAUUUCAGCCGUCAAUUGCGCUCUUUUACGUUAAAGAGGCGACGUCUACAGUCAAAAAACAGGAAGGAAGAAGUGUAAAGGAAGAUACAAUGACCAGUGCUAUUAUCGUCUCACAGGAAGAAGAUAAUGGAAAGAAGGAGAACAAUCAAACUAGUGGCAGGAAGAAGAAAAAGAUCGAGAGCUUGGGACUCGAGUUUGAUUCAGUAGUUAAUAUUGGGCAAAAUACGAUUGCUGUAAUGAGCUCUGGACGACCAAAGCGACAAGCAGUUGUACGAGCAGAGAUUUUGCAGCAGCAACAAAAGCUUUUGGAUGCUGUUGCCGAUAGGAAAAAUGCCGCUUCCUUUUUGACGCCCCCAUCGUUAAACCAGAAGAAGAAGAAAGAAGGAAAUGCAACAACUAGUGGGCGUAAGCGAAAGCUUAAUAUGAACAAGAAAAAGACAUUGUCAUCUGCAAAGGGAGGACCUUUCACGACAAACUCACCAGGUACGAACAAGACAGCACAGUCAUUUUUUUUGAGUGAGCAAGUAAAAAAGCAGUUACAGGAGAUUGAAGCCGUGUCAGUAUUUCGGGAACAACUUCGACAAACACGUGAAAAAGAUCUUGCUUUUUUUGCUGGUAAAAUGGCUAAUCCAUUUUUUCGGACGCGAACUUCCAGUAGUAAAGAAAAUGACGAAGGAGUUGUUGAGACUUACGGAGAUGAUGAAGGCAUUGAGGCAAAGCAACGACGUGGUACAGAUGGGACUCGCUGGAGUAAAUCAUUUACACUGUUUCCGGAGAUGCAACACGUAUUGACCCCAUGCGUAGAAACAGAAGGUAUGGACACAAGUGCUGUCAACUUAACUCCACCAAAGAGAGUGCUACCUGUAGCAAAUGUAUCUUCUGCAGUCGUAGUCAUCGAUGACGAUGCAGCAACAAAAGUCAGGCUGCCGAGAGAAGCAAUGGCCCAGCUACAAGCUUCCAUGAAUGGGCAAGUGACCACGGAGUCUUCGUUUUCGGAACAGUUUUGGUUUCACGAGUUCUUAAAUGCGUCCAGCUUACCAGCCUCCUAA